AUGCAGCGUCGGAUUGUGGGGACUCUGUGUCCCUCCCAGGUCCGUGCAGUAGCAGCCCUACGUUCUGGCCUCCAUCCUCGGGUACCUAAGGCUGGGUUGUCAGCAGUAGAUGGAACACUGUUCCGAGGUCUCUGGCGUAUAGCUCGCUUCUUCGACAAGAACCCCGCGUAUAAAUCACUCAUCACUAACGCCUACAGAACCAUAGAGGAGAAGCAGGAUCCGCUGUACACUGAGGCUCUUAGAGCCUAUCUGGCUGGUGCGGACUACUAUGUCCCUGGUAAGCCGGUCUCGGUACCAGGGCCUAAUGGCCAUUUGACUACGGCGACUUGUGCAUCCUUAUCGGCUGGUGACAGUUUGGUGGACCUCCUUCGUAUGUGCUUUCGUAGUGGUAUGGACUCGACAGAUUCGUGGUUCUCAGCAUUUCGCCACUUGUCGAGGAUAAGGGCCUUAUGUGAUAUGGUAGAGCUGGAGUCGGCAGUUGACCGUAAUGUACCGGCAUGGUUGAAGGGGACCAUUGAGCCUUCCUGGGGACCAGUAGUGCCGGGCUUGGUCCUGUUAGCCCAUCCCUUAUGCGAGGAGGGUACCUGGACACGUAGUGUCAUUGUUAUUACUGGUGGCGAUAAGCCUGAUGCCUCGCGUGGUCAUCAUGGUUGGAGACCUGAUGGUCUCAUUGUAAACAGGAAAGUGAGGGAAGGGACGAGGGAGUUGCAGAUAUUACGGGACCAAGCGGCUUUCUUCCGUAGCAUACGACGCAAUAAGAGGGUAGGACCAGCGUCAUUGCAGAGAACCAAAGGACAGCCCUCUCCAGGGGGGAAGGACCAAGGGGGGAGUGGCAGUGAUGGAGAGGAGACAUGGCUAUCGGAUAUGCAUGGUAAACAGCGUGCCCAGGAGGGGGCCUUCAUGACGGUCUUAUCCCAAGUGACCAAGGAGCCCUCCAGAUGGCAGUUUGGUGGUCCGGUUGCCUCAGUUGAGGUGCUCCACGAGAGCUUAGUGAGGGGAAAAAAUCCCCUUAGUAUAGGCCCCAAUGAGACCUCAAUAGGCCUUUUUCAUGGCUGGAAGCAGACCGAAGAUACGGAACUCCUCACCGAAGCCACUACACCGAGGAGGACGUUUGUGGGUAAAGCGGCUUGGGAGCGUGGUCAGCUCGAGAGGGAGAUGAACCUUGGUGUGUGGUAUCCUGUAAGGGUUACCUGUCCCGAGGCUCUGCGAAAAAUAAUGUUGGGCAAUCACGAGCUCAGUGAGGACGAUCUUUGGGCAGCGAUGGUGACGGAGUCCUGUGGUUCCCCAGAGAUGGCCAGACUACCGGUCUCAGCAGCUAAGGUUGUACGUUCUGAUCUCAAUGUGGACUGGGGGUAUUCUAGUGACAAUGAUGACGAGGAAUGGGGUAGUGCUGUGGCGAGUGAACGUGGGAGAGGCGUUUGA
Messenger RNA from Perkinsus marinus ATCC 50983, 1422 nucleotides. RefSeq lists its product as hypothetical. The record is from RefSeq and is a predicted model, not a curated record. NCBI's taxonomy places the organism in Eukaryota, Perkinsozoa, Perkinsida, Perkinsidae. The transcript has a single exon. Bases 1 to 1422 code for a protein of 473 amino acids.